AAACUGUGAGCCAUUACUUCAUGCUGCUCUUAUCUGUUUACUUUUAGAGGAACACAAACAGCUGUGAAACAGGGCAGAGUGUCGGGAUGUGAAGCAGACACAGAACAAACGAGCGUCGGGACGUUUCUACAAAACAUGGAGUGUGUGAAGACUUUAUUUCUGCUCUGUUCCUCUCUGCUUUUGACCACUGUGACAUCGCAACACAAUGUGUGUUCCAGACCUGAUUUAAAAGGACACAUUGAGCUGAGUGGGACCCAGAGGUUCUUUAGCCCCGGUGUGGAGUUACCGCUGUCCUGUCAGCAGGGAUACACUCCCAUAUCAGGCCCUCGAAAGAUCGUCUGCACUGUCAGUGGAGAGUGGAGUAAAACCAAGUUCGAGUGCAUACCAAAACGAUGUCCCUAUCCCGAACCCAUCUCCAAUGGAGAAUUACUCUACGAGGAUACCAUUUACCAGAGCACCAUCAACUAUACCUGCAAUGAAGGAUAUAUAUUGACUGGACCCAUGUCUGCAGUUUGCCAAGCCAAUGGAACAUGGAGCACUCCUCCACCAAUAUGCAUACCCGUGUCCUGUGGUCUCGCUCCAAUCCCUGAGUUUGGAAUGGUGAUUUAUGAGAGGAGGGUCCGAGGAAAUACCACUGAUUAUGGCCUCACAGCGAAGUACACGUGCCUGCCUCCCUUCGCACUUUUUGGAAAGCCAACCGCCCAGUGCACUGCUGAGGGCACCUGGACUGAGACGCCUGAAUGUCGAGAGGUGACAUGCCCUCCUCCAGACAACAUUGAAAGAGGCUACAUGUCCAACAAUGAGAGGAGAGACUUUGACUACAUGGAAAGAGUCAAAUACGACUGCAGAGGUAACUACGUGCUCGAGGGGAACGUGGAGGUCGUUUGCCAGGAGAACGGGAGGUGGUCUGACCUGCCGUCCUGCAAAGCGCCUUGUACUGUUGGCAUACAGAGAGGAAGGAUUUUAUAUAAAGAACAGAAAAUUUGGAUCGGAGACUUUGAACCUAAUGUCGUCUUACACAAAGAAACUGUCUCAGUGUACUGCAUGGACAAAGACAGGAAAUGUGGUUACGCUCUGUCAACACAGUGCAUCGAUGGAACCCUGAAAAUCCCAGAAUGCUUUGAGGAACCCAGUUUGGCUGACUACACUCUUCAUCCCAGUUCACUUCCAUCAGAGAUUGAGCAGUGCUGAAGCAGUCGCAGAUUCUUCAUCUGAUGAAACCACAGCAAAAUGACAUCAAUGUCUUUUAUUUAUAAGAAAAAUCGGAUUUUGUUUUAAAAUGAAACAACAUAAGUGUAGCAACCAAUUAGCAACCAUUAUGUUCAGUUGAUUCACUGAAGAAAUAAACUUUGAACGCACUGGUAGCAGCUACAAAUAUA
Messenger RNA from Austrofundulus limnaeus, 1379 nucleotides. Its product is annotated as beta-2-glycoprotein 1. The transcript is spliced from 8 exons. The record is from RefSeq and is a predicted model, not a curated record. The coding region runs from base 136 to 1191 and encodes 351 amino acids. NCBI's taxonomy places the organism in Eukaryota, Metazoa, Chordata, Actinopteri, Cyprinodontiformes, Rivulidae.